AAGGCUGAGGAGCUCUCAGGUUGUUUCUUGGGGCGUUUUUGCGGCCAUGGACGCCUUGUCCUUCCUCUCGGAUGUGUGCGGCGUCCUGAAGACGCUGAAAAGGACAGGCUGGGUCAUGCGGAAGGUGCCGCUUCCGGAGAGCGAUGCAGAUCACAUGCAGCGCUGCGCCAUGUGCGCCAUGCUUCUGAGUCAGCCGGCAGAUCCGCGUGAUGAUUACUCUGGGGAUGCUGCAAAGUUUCAUCCCGACAAGGUGGACAAGGUCCGGUUGCUGCGAAUGGCUGUGACCCACGACCUCUGUGAGGCUUUGGCCGGAGACAUCACGCCCUUCUGCAACCCAAGCCUAGUAGCCUCGAAAUUCGACAAGGAGAACCAGGCGAUGCAGGCCAUCCGCAAAGUGGUGGGGGACCCGCUGGGUGAGGAGCUGUAUGGACUGUGGAAGGAGUACGAAGAUCUGGAGACUGUGGAGGCCAUCUAUUGCAAGGACAUUGACAAGUUCGAGAUGGUGAUGCAAGCCUUCGAGUACGAGAAGGAGCACUUGCGGCCCACCAGCGAGGUGGGCGCCCACCCGCUCCACGACUCCUUGGCCCUGGACUCCCCCACAAACCCGGCGGUGUCCGACGAGCCUUUGCGGCGCUUCUUCGUGAGCACCAGCUCGGUGCUGCGGACGCCUUUGUUCCGGCGCCUGGACAAGGAGCUCCGGGAGCGGCGAGAGCAGAUGCUGAGGCAAAGAGGCUGGGAGGUCAGCGACGAGGAGCGCCAGGCGCCUUCGCGGGCCUCCCCGUCCCCAACUUCCUCGCCGUCAGAGAAGGCGUCAGGCUGAAAUGCGGCCGGCACGAAAAAGGAGCGAGCGAGG
Effrenium voratum is the source of this 853-nucleotide messenger RNA. Lineage: Eukaryota; Dinophyceae; Suessiales; Symbiodiniaceae. The record is from the annotation of a GenBank genome assembly.